Molecule: messenger RNA, 955 nt
Organism: Peromyscus eremicus (cactus mouse)
Lineage: Eukaryota; Metazoa; Chordata; Mammalia; Rodentia; Cricetidae
Gene: Sdhaf2
Product: succinate dehydrogenase complex assembly factor 2
Exons: 4
Coding region: 113-607 (164 amino acids)
Biological process (GO): tricarboxylic acid cycle; mitochondrial respiratory chain complex II assembly; protein-FAD linkage
Cellular component (GO): mitochondrion
Source: RefSeq, a predicted model, not a curated record
UUGAGGUCCACCUCCACUGGUGAGGUCCACCUCCACUGGUGAAGUUUACGGAUAGACCGCCUGGAGUUCCCGGAAGUAGCCCGCUAGCCAGCUUCCGGUGCUGUAGGGAGAAAUGGCGGUGGUCACCUUGAUCCCGACGCUGGCGCGGGUACUGUCAAAGCACAGCCUGCUGUCUCCUUUGUUCAGCGUGACAUCAUUCAGACGAUUCUACAGAGGUGACAGCCCAACAGAUUCUCAAAAAGACAUGAUUGAAAUUCCUUUGCCUCCAUGGCAGGAGAGAACUGAUGAAUCCAUAGAAACCAAAAGAGCCCGCCUACUCUAUGAGAGCAGGAAGAGGGGGAUGCUGGAGAACUGUAUUCUCCUUAGCCUCUUUGCUAAAGAAUAUCUGCACAACAUGACAGAGAAGCAGCUGAACCUCUAUGAUCGCCUAAUUAACGAGCCUAGCAAUGACUGGGAUAUUUACUACUGGGCCACAGAAGCAAAACCAGCCCCAGAAAUAUUUGAAAAUGAAGUCCUGGAACUGCUGAGAGAGUUCUCGAAAAACAGAAACAAAGAGCAGAGACUGCGUGCCCCAGAUCUGGAAUAUCUCUUUGAAAAGCCUCGGUAGGCUGUGUGCCACUGUCCGUCAUGGUGCUUAGUAUAUGGACAGAAACUGCUUCUGGUACAGACUUUGGCUUCCUGCUUUUCUUUAGGCCCUUGAACCUCUACCAGGACAGACAUGUAAUAUGAAGAUGAUACACUCAUUCUAACCUGCACUUGUCUGUACAGCACUGGUCUGUACAGCAGCUGCUAUGUGCUGUGGUGCAGGUCUGCCACAAGAGGGCACUGUAGGGGAAGCAAUUCAGCUGCCUCAACCCCAACAGUACAAAAGAUGCAGCUGCUUUAUGAAGAGCCACCCACCCCAUCCCACACCCAGUGCCCUGGCCUUUGUUAAGGUAAAACUGCCUCCUUCCAA